UUAAGAAAUGAGAAAGUAAAAAAAAAAUUAACCUAACAAGGCAGGCAGUGAUUCGUUGCUCACUUCCCUUACUGCUGGUUUCAUUUCCCUUCUUAGGUGAAAACACUCCUAAUAUGUAAAUCGGUCCACUAAAGACUUCAGAGUCCUUUCUGUUAAGAUUUGCAGAAAUUUUUAUGCAAAAGAAAUUAUUUCUAGACUUCCAUGCACUAGAAAAGCAGACUUACAAAAUACAGCAAACUAAAGUGGAUAAAUGUAUGUGGCAAAGCAGAAGCAAAUAAUCAAGGAUCCUACUUUUAAACAUUUAGAAUUGUUUAAAUAGUAAAAAGUGGAAAUGUGGAUAUUCUAUGAUUUUUAAGAACUUGGUAGUAAAAAGUCAGACUCCAUUUAGGAUUACCUACUAAGUGCCAGGUACUAUGUUAAGCACUUGGGACCUUUCUGGUUUAGGGCCCUCACAAUCCUGCUGGAUGGUAUUAUCUCUAUUUCAACUGUACAGAAAUGAAGUAGGAACAAAGGGUUAGUCAGAGUGGGCAGGUAACUAGACAAAGUCACACAGCUUAGAAAAGCAAAGAAGCUAGACUUUAAACCCCCUUUUACUCAAUAUCAAAUCUCCUUCUCUUUCCAUAGAUGAGGCAGACUUUAAGCAUCAAAGUACACAAACUGAAGAAAUUUUGUCCUUUGUAUAUAAUUCUCUUAAAUAUAUGCCAUCAUUUCAAGGGGAAUUUAUGCUAAGUGUGACUUCAUAAACAAAUCAUUUGUGAGAGAGAAAAACCACAUCCAGGGUAAAGUCAUAAAGUGAAAAAGCCUAUUUCAGAGAGCACUUCCUGAGACAAAGCAGCAAUUACAGGCAGCCCAGCACCAACUCCCAUGCCAAGCAUUACACUGGAAACUACUUUUUAAAGCAACAAAAGAGUCUAAAACAAAAUAAAACAUUUCUUAAACACACAGUUUCCAGAAAGAGCUAUUUUAACAGAAGCAACACAAAGAUAUCCCUUCGACAGAAGUGGAAGUGCUGAAAAAUGUUCAUCUCUCAUACAGACUUUUGAUGGACAGGAGUUUCUAAGUAUCAUGCCCACCAACAAGCUGUAAAAUGAUCACCCUGAACAAUCAAGAUCAACCUGUCCCUUUUAACAACUCACAUCCAGAUGAAUACAAAAUUGCAGCCCUUGUCUUCUAUAGCUGUAUCUUCAUAAUUGGAUUAUUUGUUAACAUCACUGCAUUAUGGGUUUUCAGUUGUACCACCAAAAAGAGAACCACUGUAACCAUCUACAUGAUGAAUGUGGCAUUAGUGGAUUUGAUAUUUAUAAUGACUCUACCCUUUCGAAUGUUUUAUUAUGCAAAAGAUGAAUGGCCAUUUGGAGAGUACUUCUGCCAGAUUCUUGGAGCUCUUACAGUGUUUUACCCAAGCAUUGCUCUAUGGCUUCUUGCCUUUAUUAGUGCCGACAGAUACAUGGCCAUUGUGCAGCCGAAGUAUGCCAAAGAACUUAAAAACACGUGCAAAGCCGUGCUGGCGUGUGUGGGAGUCUGGAUAAUGACCCUGACCACAACCAUCCCUCUGCUACUGCUCCAUAAAGACCCGGAUAAAGACUCCACCCCCGCCACCUGCCUCAAGAUUUCUGACAUCGUCUAUCUAAAAGCUGUGAAUGUGCUAAACUUUACUCGACUGACAUUUUUUUUCUUGAUUCCUUUGUUCAUCAUGAUUGGGUGCUACUUGGUCAUUAUUCAUAAUCUCCUUCAUGGCAGGACAUCUAAGCUGAAACCCAAAGUCAAGGAGAAGUCCAUAAGGAUCAUCAUCACACUGCUGGUGCAGGUGCUCGUCUGCUUUAUGCCCUUCCACAUCUGUUUUGCUUUCCUGAUGCUGGGAACGGGGGAGAACAGUUAUAGCCCCUGGGGAGCCUUUACCACCUUCCUCAUGAACCUCAGCACAUGUCUGGAUGUGAUUCUCUACUACAUCGUUUCAAAACAAUUUCAGGCUCGAGUCAUUAGUGUCAUGCUAUACCGUAAUUACCUUCGAAGCAUGCGCAGAAAAAGUUUCCGAUCUGGUAGUUUACGGUCACUAAGUAAUAUAAACAGUGAAAUGUUAUGAAUAAUAGAAAGGUUCUUUAUCUCAAUCCCAUCAAAAUUCACUUCACUGACUACUCUGGCAUCAAUGGAUAUUCCGUAAAAUAUUAUCAAGUCCCUUUUCUCUUGAAAAAAAUAAAUUCAUCAUCUUCAUUUUAAAAACUUAUAUAAAACAUUUUUGUGAAUUAUUC
Messenger RNA from Chlorocebus sabaeus (green monkey), 2249 nucleotides. RefSeq names its product G protein-coupled receptor 18 (gene GPR18). The record is from RefSeq and is a predicted model, not a curated record. Gene Ontology annotation, molecular function: G protein-coupled receptor activity. Gene Ontology annotation, biological process: positive regulation of Rho protein signal transduction; phospholipase C-activating G protein-coupled receptor signaling pathway. Gene Ontology annotation, cellular component: plasma membrane. NCBI's taxonomy places the organism in Eukaryota, Metazoa, Chordata, Mammalia, Primates, Cercopithecidae.